Molecule: messenger RNA, 6206 nt
Organism: Onychostoma macrolepis
Lineage: Eukaryota; Metazoa; Chordata; Actinopteri; Cypriniformes; Cyprinidae
Product: NACHT, LRR and PYD domains-containing protein 12
Exons: 12
Coding region: 1152-4412 (1086 amino acids)
Molecular function (GO): protein binding
Source: RefSeq, a predicted model, not a curated record
ACUCAGGUUGCACAAGAGGGUCAGUAUAAAAGGUAGGUCGUGGUUAUUGGUAUAGUCUACGUAUUGGUUAAUGUUUUGAAAUUCUUCGAGCUGAAAACCGCAAAGAAAUUGGCUACUUAUUACUUAAUCUCAUAUCGCCAAAUGUUUACUGAAUGACUUUAAUUCGCAGGUGAUCACAGGUGCUUUACAACAAACAUGAUUGAACAGGUACGCGCAAUAAAUACCGAGUAAUUUGUUUCAGGCCAAUUUAAGCCAAAUAGCUGUAUAUAAAAAAAAAAUUGUUUAAUAGGCUACUGUAAGUAGUUUAAUAAGAAGCCUUGCAUUGCCUAACAAAAAAAAAAAAAGCUGAAACUGGUUUGUCAAGGAUCCUCGUGAUCUUUGUGAGGGUGAGUGAUGAUGGAAGAGCUGUAAAUGAAGAGGCAUAAAUGUUAGAAGCGUUAGUUUGGCUGGAUUGGUGAAAAUAUCUGUUUUUUUAUUAGCUUGAUAUCAAACAUUCGUUUGUCACUUUUUUUUAUCAAGGUGUUUUGAAUUUGAUUUUCAUCUUUUGUUUCCUUAACCUGCAAAAAGCAAUUGGUUCAGCCAGACUAACAUAUUAGGCUAGAUGUGAAUUGAAUGUUGUUUAUAUAGCCUAUACUGAAAUAAGACAAUCAUUGAGUUAUUAUUUGUAUUAUUAUUUAUUUAUUUGCUUUAUUUUUGUUUUACUUUCAGUUAUGAAGACUCGGUAUCAGUUUAUCUAAACAAAUAGGCUACAUACAAUGACGUAGCCUACAUAACUAGCUGGACUACAUGUUUUACCUUUUACUCUGACAAAAACAACACUUGUUUUGAGAGAUAAGUUUGCUUAAAAACAAAAAGGAAUCUGAAUGUUUACAGUAGGCUACGUGACUACUGUCCAGUAUUUUGCAUUACUUACAUUUGUCGCUAUUUUAUGUUGUUUCAUAUAGGCUGGUAUAGUCUGUUGAAUGAUUUGGGUUUCUGGCCAUAUUGUGACUAUGUGGUUUACUUGUUAGUAUUACUUUUAUUUGGUUUAUUUGCAGAAUCAUUGUAGCUGGAAUGAGUUCUGAAAAUGUGACCGAAUACUGAGGCCCACAACACAAUCCAGAAGGGGAGAUCAGAUUUAACAAGACCUGGUCAUUAGGAGUCAUCCUUCAAUGGAUCAACUCAAGGUUGAAAAGCCCAGCUCAGAGCAGCAAGGGAGAUCAGCAUCUCCAUGCCCCAGCCAUGAGUCCAUGAGGAGUGAACGGUCAAUGGGUCAUCCAGAGGAUUUAAAAGAAUCCAGAUCAAAGCAGCAUGGAAGAUCAGCAUCUCCAUGUCCCAGCCAUGCAUCCAUGAGGAGUGCUCAGUCAAUGGGUCAUCCAGAGGAUUUAAAAGAAUCCAGUGCUGCCUCACCCCUUGAUAAAAUUGGAGAAGCAGUCCAAUCAAAUCUGAGGAGCAGAUUUCAGUGUUUGUGUGAAGGGAUAUCAAGACAGAGUGUCCUCAUACCUCUCAACGAGAUCUACACUGAGGUCUACAUCACAGAAGGUGGAUGUGGAGAGAUCAAUAAUGAACAUGAUAUCAGAUGGAUUGAAACUGCAUUCAGGAGAGGAACAACAGAUAAUACGGCAAUCAACUUGAAUGACAUCUUCAAACUUUUACCUGGACAAAAACAGCCCAUCAGAACUGUGCUGACUAAAGGAGUCGCUGGCAUUGGAAAAACAGUCUCUGUGCAGAAGUUCAUUCUGGACUGGGCUGAAGGGAAAUCAAAUCAGGACAUUCGCCUCAUAUUUCCACUUCCUUUCAGAGAGCUCAAUUUGAUAAAGGACCAAACAUUCAGUCUUCAAGAUCUUCUGCAACUUUUCAUGGGCACAAAACAACUUGAAUUUUCUUCAAAUGAAAGUAAAAUCAUUUUCAUCUUCGAUGGAUUGGAUGAGUGUCGUCUGUCUCUGGAUUUUCAGAGAAACGUGAGGUUGUGUGAUGUGACUGAAUCAGCCUCUGUAGACGUGCUGCUGACAAACCUCAUUGCUGGGAAUCUGCUUCCCUCUGCUCUCAUCUGGAUCACCUCCAGACCAGCAGCAGCUGAUCUCAUUCCCUCUGAGUGUGUCCAUCGAGUGACAGAGGUGCAAGGCUUCAAUGACCCUCAGAAGGAGGAAUACUUCAGGAAGAGAAUCAGUGAUCAGGUCCUGUCCGACAGAAUCAUCUCACACUUGAAGUCAUCAAGGAGCCUCUACAUCAUGUGUCACAUCCCAGUGUUCUGCUGGAUCUCAGCCACUGUUCUUGAGGAGAUGUUGAGAGAAACAGAGAGUGGCGAGAUUCCCAAGACUCUCACUCAAAUGUACACACACUUCCUGAUCAUUCAAAUGAGAACUAUGCAUGAGAAGGCCUAUGAUAAGAACAUUAAAGAUAUACACAUGGUUCUCAAACUGGGUAAACUAGCUUUUCAGCAGCUGGAGAAACAUAAUCUGAUCUUCUACGAGGAAGAUCUUAAAGAAUGUGGCAUUGACGUACAAGAAGCGUCUGUGUACUCAGGAUUGUGCACUCAGAUCUUCAGAGAAGAAUCAGGGCUGUUUCAGGGGAAAGUCUACUGUUUUGUUCAUUUGAGUGUUCAGGAACAUCUUGCAGCUUUAUAUGUGUACCUCUCAUUUGUGAAUCAAAAUAUAAAUAUGAUAGACCAACCUAGUCUUCUACCCAGUGUUCUGACUUGUGUUAUACAAGGUUCAAUAUCAAUGUCUGACCUCUAUCAGAGAGCUGUAAAGAAAGCUCUGCAGAGUACAAGUGGACAUCUGGACCUUUUCCUUCGCUUCUUUCUGGGAUUCUCACUGGAGUCCAAUCAGACUCUCUUACGAGGCCUGCUGACGCAGACAGAAAACAGUUCUGAGAGCAAAGAGAGAAUAGUUAAUUACAUAAAGCAGAAGAUCAAAGAGAAUCCUCCAGAGAAAUCAAUCAAUCUGUUCCACUGCCUGAAUGAACUGAACGAUCAUUCACUAGUGGAGGAAAUCCAGCAUUACCUAAAAUCAGGGUCAGAAAAAAAGACCACACUGACAGCCUCACAGUGGUCAGCUAUGGUCUUUGUAUUGCUGACCUCAGGGCAAAAACUAGAUGUGUUUGAUUUAAAGAAGUACGUUUGGACACAUGUCUUGCCAGAUGAAAGUCUUCAAAGGCUACAACCAGUGCUUAAAGCAUCCAGAACCGCAAAUCUUGGUGAUCAUAACCUAACAAGAAGAAGCUAUAUCACUUUAGUUUCUGUUCUUACAUCAAAAACCUCAUGUCUGAGAGAGCUGAACCUGGCUCAGAGUAAUGUAAGUGAUUCAGGACUUAGGUUACUCUGUGAUGGCCUGCAAAAUCCUCAAUGUCGUUUGGAAACACUGAAACUGGAGUUUUGUGAUGUUUCUGAUAAGGGUUGUGAUUGUCUGGCUUUGGCCCUGAGAUCAAACCCCUCACAUCUAAAAGAGCUGGAUCUGUCUGGAAAUAAACUCACUAACUCCGGAUUGAAGAUUAUUUCUGCUGAAUUACAGAAUCCCCUCUGUAAACUUGAGAAAUUGUGGAUGAGACUUUGUCGUAUCACAGGAUAUGGUUGUGCAUCUCUGGCUUUAGUUCUGAGAUCAAACCCCUCAUAUUUGAUGGGGCUAAAUCUGUCUGGGAAUACAUUAGGAGAUUCAGGAAUGAAGAAUCUCGCUGAAGGACUAGAGAACCCUCACUGUAAACUGGAGAUAUUGAGGUUGAGGGAUUGUGGUAUCACAGAUGAAGGUUGUGCUGCUCUGGCUUCAGCUCUGAGAUCAAACCCCUCACACUUGAGAGAGCUGGAUCUGUCUGGAAAUAAAUUUGGAGACACUGGAUUGCAGACAUUAUGUGUUGAUCUGGAGAAUUCUGACUGUAAUCUUGAGAUGCUCAGGUUAGACCAUUGUGAAUUCACUAAUGAGGGCUGUGCAGCUCUGGGUUCAGCUUUGAAAUCAAACCCUUCCCAUCUGAGAGAACUGGAUCUAGGUUGGAAUAAACUAGGUGACUCAGGUGUGCAAGCACUUUUUGAUGCUUUGAAGGAUCCAAACUGUAAAUUGGAAGUUUUGCGACUGAGGAAUUGCACAAUUGCAGAGGAAGGUUGUGCUGCUCUGGCUUCAACAUUGACAUCAAACCCUUCACACCUGAGAGAGCUGGAUCUUUCUCAAAAUAAACUAAGAAGCUUAUGGGUAAGAAUGCUCUCUACCGCUCUGGAGAAGCCGGAUUGCAAACUCGAGAUACUGCGUUUUGAAUAUUGUGAUCUCACAGAUGACGGUUGUGCUGUUCUGGCAUCAGCUUUGAGAUCGAACCCCUCACACCUCAGAGAACUAGAUCUGUUCAUGAACAAUCUAGGAGAUUCAAGAAUACAGCAGUUCUCUGCUAUGAAGAAUGACCCCAACUAUAAACUCCAAAAACUACAGUAUGGACACCAUCAUUUUUAGAGACCAGUAUUUAAAGAAAUACACUUUUUUUUUUUUAUUCUUCUGCACUGAAAUUAUCAUUAUAUAUAUAUAUAUAUAUAUAUAUGAAAAUGUAAAGAGAUUGAUUAUGAGACCUUUCACUCCAGCUUUUUUAAGUCUUUGUACUUUAGACUGAGUUUUAUUUAAUAUUGAGUUAGCCUAGUAGUAGUUCUCUAGUGACUCUCACCUCUGUCAGUUUUCCACAUCUUCAUGCCACAAGGACAUAAGCAACAAACUGGACAAUAUAUCCAUGAGUUGUAUUUAAGUCCUCCUAGCUAGCUAGAUGCCAUUGCACUUUGAUUUGAUUUUAUUAACUAAUUUGAUUGUUUACUUUUUAUUUUUUUUUACUUUUUUGCAAUUUUGUAAGGUUCUCUCAAAAUAUGAAUUGUCUUUUGUGUCUGUUAAUUUCUCUAUGUAACAGCUAAACUGAUAUGUGCAGAAUGCAAUUGUAUUAAAAUUAAUGUAGCUUAUACAAAGUUGUAGGUUGACUUGAUUGCACAGACACUGAACUGAACUGAGCGUUGUUCUGACCCUUAUUGUCCUGCAUGCUGGCAAAUGUAGUGGAAGGAUUGCUUUGAAUAAUUGCUUAUGAAACCGGCGAGCAUUCAACAGUAUAAAAUUCCACCCGUUUCAAACCUAAAAUACGUUUUUAAUAAUAAUAUGUGUACAUUUUUAGUCCCGUUGCAGAACGCUGCGGUGAUUCGGUAACUACUGCCACCUAGUGUCUGCACGCUGUCAGCGCAGUUUCAUUCCCCCUCUUCCUUUUUUCCUCAAAAAACGAACACAUAAUCAGGAAAAUCUAAAUUGAAAGGACCUACUGAAGACUGCUUAAAUUAAACUGCCAACAGUCUACAGGAGGUUAAUGGAGAGGCCGGAAGAGGAAUUUACUUCUGGGAAAUAUCCUACCACUUUGGUCCACAAAAAAUAAUUAAAUAUAUAAUAAUAUAUAAUACCAAACUUUAUACUUUAAAAUUGGACGUUUAAUUCAACGUGUUACUUUAUUUAAAUGAUUUGUGAAAUUCCCAGCAAUUUCUGGUUUCUAAUUGUUUACAACCAAUGUGUUUCAGUGUAGACAUCGCUUGAGACAACUAGAGGGAGCUGUUUAUCAAUCUGUAAGAGUUCUAAAAUUUAAUUCUAUUUUACGCAAGUGCAACUUCACUCUAACGUGACAACAACAAAGACAACAGCCCCAUACAAUAAGUAAUCAUUUAUCUGUUUUCAUGAUGCUGAUAUUUAGGUUUAGAUCUCAGUAAAUUUGUGUCAUUUGAAUCUAGGUUUAACGUUAGACAUGACUGAGGAUGACACAUACUCCCAUGUUUAUUGGUUGCAAAGGAUUAGCAGGAUAAACUGUGUAAACAUCUGAGGAUGAGCAGGUUAUAUUAUUAUUACAUGUAUGGAUGCAUAUGUGUUGUAUAUGACAGGUGCAUGUUGGCAACCUUAAGCAGAUGCGAGUUAAGGAAUGUAAAGUUCAAAGGUCAUGUGGGAUAGAUAGAUAGAUAGAUAGAUAGAUAGAUAGAUAGAUAGAUAGAUAGAUAGAUAAAGAUAUAUUUGUUGUUGCAGAAUAUUAAUAAUAGGUAAGCAAUAUCUAAGCAUGAGCACUGGUCAAGUUAGUCUGGGAAGCGUCAUACAAACACACACUCAGAUUAAUGCAUGCCUUAUCAUUGCUCAGUAAAAUGAUUAUUCAAAAUGUGUUUUUUCCUGAGGCUCUUGGUUUGCAUCUGUUUCCUCAUCUCUGCUAAUCAGGACCUAUAAAUGUAUAUUGAAGUAUUGAAUGUG